Aureobasidium melanogenum CBS 110374 is the source of this 1677-nucleotide messenger RNA. RefSeq lists its product as uncharacterized. The transcript is spliced from 2 exons. The record is from RefSeq and is a predicted model, not a curated record. The coding region runs from base 1 to 1677 and encodes 558 amino acids. NCBI's taxonomy places the organism in Eukaryota, Fungi, Ascomycota, Dothideomycetes, Dothideales, Saccotheciaceae.
AUGGCAACUGCAUACCAGUCUACCCCGCGUUGGGAGCAGUCAGUACCUGUUGGCCACGAAAAUCUCCCUCUAGCUUUUGAUUCCUCGUACUCGUUCGACCCCAACCAGACCCCUCGCGAUCCCUCAAACUACAACUCCCGCCGGCCUUCUCAGCACACCGCUACACUCGAUGUCGACGCGUACCAAUUGGACCAGAUCAAACGCGAUAGUGGAAGAAGCAUGAGAAAGGGAAGCAGCAAUUCACGAGGCUCAAGCCCUCAGAAGGGCCCGGUGUCUCACAUACGCCGACCGUCAACAUCUCAUAAUCGACCUUCAGCACCUCUUGCGAUACCUCGUGCCGAGUCUGAAAGUGCUAUCGACACCGAUCCUGAAAGAUCAGCCUGGAUCCAUCGUGACAAACUUGCUCGAAUUGAAAGCCAGGAGCUGGCCGCCGCUGGCUUUGGCGUACCUCGAACAAGUCAUCGUCGCCAGAGUCGUUCUGACAGCCGUUCUGCAAGUCGAUCGGCGAGUCGCAAUGCUGCCUCACGUGCUCAAACGAGUCAGCUUGCCUUUACUGGUGAAAGUGACAUCCCCAAGGUGCCUGGAUUUGAGGAACAAACUGAAGCAGGCGCGAACCAGGACCAGGAUUCUGACGACUACGAGGAAAGGUUGCAGGAAGAGCCUCGGGUAGACCGCAAUAUGUUUAGUAGAAGUCUUCCAAGACCUACUGUAUCUCGCAUCCCUGUUGCAAGAGCCAGCCCUGCACCUGUUUCACAGACCGUCGUCGAACGCGACUCUCCACUACCUCGCAGCAUGAGUAGUCCUCUUGGAGAUAGUGCAAGCAGCAGACAUCGCAGCCGAAGUCUGGGAAACCCUGCUAUGGUUACUGAGCCCGCAAGCACACGAUCUGCGAUGCCCUCGAAGCCAAGGCCUCGCAGCUCCCACAUGCAAGACUCGCCCAGUGCUACCGAAUCGCCUUCACUGAGUCAACGCACAACGCAAUCCUUGACCGCUGCAACCAGGGCUAAAGCAAUGAACAAGGCUGUAGCAGGAGGUUCCGUGGGCCGAAAGACCAUUCCACGUACCGCUUCAAAAGCUAGAAACACUUCGCCCAAGGACAGUCCAGUCAGAAGGCCCACAUCUGGCUCUACCAGAUCUCGGCCGACCUCGUUGCACAAUCGACCAGAGGGAGAAGCGCCUUGGGUUGCCACCAUGUACAAGCCUGAUCCCAUGCUACCACCGGACCAGCAGAUGCUUCCUACUCACGCCAAGCGCGCAAUGCAAGGUGGACAGGAUAGUGCAGAUGAGGCUGAUCAGUCUUACCCACUAAACAUAGACUCUUUGAGUGAUGAAGAACUGGCCAAAAUGGGAGCCUUACCUUCACCCGAGUCAGCUAAAAAGGCGAAUAUCUCUACACCUGGACAGCAAAACUCGAAUACCAUUCCGCCACCAUGGCCGCUCAACACUAUCAAGAGUGAUUCUAGAAGCCAAACUGGAAGUGCUAAGGGUCCAAGUGGUGGAUACACCAUUACUCCAAAGAUUGCACCGCCAAUCGCUCCUCCGAAAUCGCCCAAGCCACCAGCAAAUCAGCCUCAGACGAUCAGCUCGGUAAACGCUGGUGUGCAAAGAGUACCGGACCUCAACGAGAAGGAGGACGGUAAGAAAAAGAAGAGUGCCGCAUGCUGUAUUGUCAUGUAG